Varanus komodoensis (Komodo dragon) is the source of this 7800-nucleotide messenger RNA. It is a transcript of the gene CNTRL, whose product is annotated as centriolin. The transcript has 45 exons. Gene Ontology annotation, cellular component: Golgi apparatus. The record is from RefSeq and is a predicted model, not a curated record. Gene Ontology annotation, molecular function: small GTPase binding. Lineage: Eukaryota; Metazoa; Chordata; Lepidosauria; Squamata; Varanidae. The coding region runs from base 336 to 7388 and encodes 2350 amino acids. Gene Ontology annotation, biological process: Golgi vesicle transport.
GGGCCGUUAAAGGACCCGCCGCUUCCGCCUCUUGUCAGGGAAGCGCGAGGUGCGUCAGGAGCAGAGUCGGCGCUUCCGCCGCUUUCUUCCGUUUAUUUUCCAUCCGAGGAACGAUGAUAAACGUCAAGAGCUGAACAGAGAGGGGGGAAAGGCGAGAAAGCGAGACCGAGGCGGGUAUCGCGCAUGCGCGCCUGCGGCGACCAGGCGGAGGCUGCGGCCGCGGGGCGCGCGCCGGGGGUCGCCAUGGCAACGGGAGCACGCGACGCGCGGCCCUGAGGCGGCGGCAGGGGCCCGCGGUCCAGCUUUCCUUCUGAGAACAUGCAGCAUUCUACGCAAUGAGGAAAAGUCGUCCGCAAAGAGCAUCACCUAAAACAAGCCCGAUGUCUCCGUCUCGCACCCAGAGUCCAAUGUCUGCUGUAAGUUCAAGCAGUCGAUCACCAUCUCCACUUAGCAGACAAGGAGCUCCAGUUCGUUAUCUAACAACAGGACAAAGGCUUCGAGAAGAUGCUGCAGAAGAAAGUGAUACAGGAAUUCCCUUUGAAUCUCCAGUUGGACAGGGUGGCAAUUGUAUCAGUCCUGGUAUCAGAUACAUAACAGAACCUCUGAUCAAUAAGCUGUCCAAACAGGAAAACGUGGCACGUGUAACGGCUCUGAAUCUUUCCCUUGCCAAAGAUGGAGGAAAGAAGUUCAAGUACAUAGAAAAUCUGGAGAAAUGUGAAAAACUAGAGGUCCUCAAUCUCAGCCACAAUCUGAUAGAGAAGGUUGAAAAGCUGGACAAACUUUUGAAGCUGUGUGACCUCAAUCUGUCAUACAAUAAAAUAAGUAAAAUAGAAGGCAUUGAACACCUGCACAAUUUGCAGAAACUGAAUCUUGCUGGGAAUGAGAUUGAGCACGUCCCUGUAUGGAUGGGGAAAAAAUUGAGGUCACUGCGGAUCCUGAACCUGAGAAAGAACAAAAUAUCCUCACUCCAUGAAGUAGCUAAACUGAAGCCUCUUAAAAAUUUGACUUCCCUGUUCCUGUCUGACAAUCCUGUUGCAAACCUGCCUCAUUACCGUCCCUUCACCAUUUUUCAUUUGAGGUCAUUGGAAGAUCUUGAGGGACAACCAGUGACUGACUGUGACAGGGAAGAGGCCACUGAAAGGUUUAAUUUAGAAGAGAUAGAAAAUCUAGAAAAGGAUUUGGAGAAAGCGAUGAAAGAGUUGGAGGACCUUAACAACAAGCAAUCUGACCUGCUUGAGAAACUUCAGCAGCAAGAGGACCUAAACAAAUCAUUAAAACAAAAUCACCUCCGACAGAAACAAAGCUGCAAAGACUUGGAGAGUGAGCUGGAGACAAAAAAUGAACUGUUUUCUCUUCUGCUACCUAUUGGAACCUUGCUGCAUGUUCUUCAGCUAAAGCAGAAGACGGUGGAAUUAACCAGAGCCUGCCAGAAACAAUAUGAGUUGGAACAAGAACUGGCUUUCUAUAAGAUUGACGCCAAGUUUGAGCCAUUAGGUUAUUAUCCAGCAGAGGAUGUUGACCUUGACGAUGUGCCAGGUGAAAGUCCUUACAUUGGCAAAGCCAGGUACAAAAGGAACAUGUACGCCGUGGAAGGCUACAUCCCAAGUAAGGCCCAGAAGCUGCAAGUGGGAAGCUUAGGACAGGAAGAGCAGCAGAAUAAUCAGCAGCUCAAGCUGAAUCUUCUUCAGUCCCUGGAUCUACAGCUGCAGGAAAAAGAGAAACAGAUGAAAGGAGCCCAAGAAAAAUUGUCUGAACUGCACAGUGAAGCAGUCAAUGCAGAGCAACGGGUUUUGAAAGCAACAGAGGAGCUUAGACAACUCCAGGAUGCUGUGGCUCAGAAAAAGAUGUUAGAAGUGGAGAAGGAUUGUCUCCGGCAAAAGCUAAGCAACAAGAUACUUCUCCUAAGUCAGCUUAAAGGGGAGGCUCUAGAACUGGAGAAGCAGAUGGAACAGCAAAAGCAAGAAAUGGCCAAAAAAGAGGAAGAGGUAGAAGGCCUGCAGAUUUUUACAGACUCUCUGGAUCCUAAAGACCCCAAGCAUGCUCAUAUGAAGGCUCAGAAAGCAAGCAAAGAGCAACAACUCGACAUGAUGAGCAAGCAUUACAAAGAGCUCGAAACCUGCCUGGAUGACAUGCUGUCUCGCAUUGCAAGGGAAACGGAGGAAAUCAGGGAUUUGGAGCAACAGCUCACGGAUGGUCAAAUAGCUGUAAAUGAUGCACUGAAGAAAGACUUGGAAGCAAUUAUCAUUGGGCUACAGGAAUAUCUGGAGACUGUUAAGGGUCAGGCCAAACAAACCAGCGAUGAAUGCAAGGAGCUGCGAAAGGACAAGGAAGCUUUGCUCCAAAAGCUGGAAGAAUUGGAGGAUGAAAAAAAUCAGCUGGAAAUAGUUGCCAUGGAUGCAGAAAACAUGAGAAAAGAAAUUGCAGAUUUGGAGCUCGCACUGCACGAGCAACGAGAAGUCAAUCAAGAGCUGCAGGAGGCCCAGGGGGAGCUCGGUGCAUAUGAGGCCGAGCUGGAGGCCGAGCUGAAGGCCCGAGACUCUGAAAUCAGUCAGCACACCGAAGAACUAGAAAGGAUAAAACAGCUUAGUCAGCUGGAGCACUCUGCUCUCCAGGCUGAACUUGACAAAGAAAGACAGGCCUUGGAAAAUGCCUUGACCAAAGCUCAUCUAUCAGAAGAAAAAGAACAGGAAAAUAGUAAACUGCUUUCUCAACUCAAGCAGCUGCAGAGAGAGAAUAACUCUUUGAAACAACAGCUGCAGGAAACUAAAAAUCAACUGAAUCGUGCAGUUGAUCACUUAAUUCAUCCAGAGGAAGUCUUGGCUCGUGUGAGCGAGCUAAAAAAAGCGCUACGGACAGGGGCAGAAAUCAGGUGCCAUAACCCAAAGGAUAUUUUAGGGAAAAGUCUGGCAGAUCUGCAGAAACAGUUUGGAGAGAUCCUUGCUCGUUCCCAGCAAGAGACUGAGGCAGCCCAGGCCAGAGAGCGAGGGCUUCAAGAGGAGAUGGCCUCUCGGCAAGCGAGGCUGGAAGAGGCACAUGAAAAACACAAACUGGCCUGUAGCAAAGCAGCAGAAGCCAAAAUUAAGUCUGAGAAGAAGCAGAACGAAGCCAGAGUUCGGCAGUUAGAGGAUGAAAUCCAACAUCUAAGUGAACAGCUGAAGAGCAUGGAGGAAAUCCAGGGUCUCACAGAUCAGCAGCUCCAAGAAGCCGAGGAGGAAAAAGGGAGAAUGAUUGCUCAGCUGGAAGAUCUAGAGAAUAGGAAAAAAGUGGAAGAUGCCAGGGUGCAGAUGCAGUUCCUUAGCCUCAACGAAGAGCUGAAGGAGUUAAAGGAAGCAGUAUCGGCCUCAGAGAGGCAGGCGACGGCAGAGCUCUGCGCAGCUACAGAUCAGCUCCGGGCUCUUCAUGGAACUGUGGGCAAAAUCAAUCAGUGGCGCAGUCAGGAACUUGAAGACGCAGAGAAGAUGAGCAUGCAGGCAUCUCAAGCUGCUGAUGCUCUUGCCAGGGCUGAAGCAGAAAUAGAAUUGCUGCAGCGGCUUCUGAAAGAAAAGGAGGAGCAACAUGAAAUGGAAAAAGUUGAUGCUGAGACUGCUGCCACACAUUUUCAGAAAGAGGAGACGGAUAAGUUGAACCAGCUUCUGAAAUGCCAGAAAGCAGAAGCUGACAGACUGCGCGCUGCAUUAGAUGAGGCAGGGGCAGGCAAGAGCAAGGAAAUCGGCAGCAUUUUAGAUGAAAUAGCAGCACUGAGGCAUGCUGUCUCUCACCAGAAUGAUGCCAUCGCCAGACUCCUCGAUCCACUCAAAUGGAAAGGACAUUCGUAUUACAUACCAUCUUCUUCACAGGCCUCUACUCCUGCAUCUCAGAGUACCAAAGAUUCUGGAGUCGGCCUGCAGUGUCCUAUGCCAACCUCAGUCAAUAAAGUGCAUGCAGAGGGCGAGCGAGGCAAGAAGAAACAUUCCAUUUCCCCUGCCGGCAGAGGGUGCCGGUUGCAUUCAACAGGCAGGGACGGCCUGCAGGAAUCUCCCCACAGUGGAGAGAAGCGAGAAGAUGGGGGAGGGAGUGCCCCCCAUGACGGUUCCUAUCUGCCGCCUCCCGGCUCAGUCAUUUACACUCUGCUGCCAGAUGGUGCUCCAGCUCCACAAGGAACAGUGGUGUAUGGCCCACCUCCACCUCCAGGACCAGCCUGUGGAGGACAGCUUGCUCCUACGACCGUGAUUUACGGCUCGCCUCCUCCGGGGGCUCAGCUUGUUCAUAGCCCUCUUCCUGCUCAUUGUUCCGUGCCACUGGUUCCUGUUGGGGUACUUCACUGCAACAUACCUGAGCAUCAUAACUUGGAAAAUAAAAUCUUGAGUCUGGAAGGCAGUAUAGAUAAGUUAAUGUCUCAAAGACCCGAAGGUGCCUGUCCUGCAGCCUCUCAUCACAGGCAGCACAAACAGACGGAAGAAUUGCGCCAGGGCAUUCAAGACCUGCUGAGUGAAAGAGAAGAGCUGGAGCAUCAAGUCACUGAGCUGCGUCGGGUAGCUCAGAAGCGAAAUAGACGCAAAGACUUCAUUGAUGGGUGCAUGAGUGGCAUCAUUUCAGAACUGGAGUUAGAGAAAUCUCUUCAGCACCAUGGAAGCAUCGUGGAUGAAAUUGAAUGUAUAGAAAAGACUCUUCUGAAGCGGCGGGCAGAACUCAGGGAGGCAGACAGACUUCUUGCUGAAGCUGAAAACGAACUUGAAACUACUCAAGGAAAAACCAAAGACGUCAUUCAGAAGUACAACAGCUCUAAGCAGCAUUUAUCUUGGACUGAGAAGGAAGCUGAGGAGCUAGAACGACGGGCUCAAGAGAUGGCUGUGAGACUUGUGAAAGCAGAUCAGCAGCUAAGAUUGCUUCGAGCAGGUGCAAAGGACUUAGAACAACACAAGAUGCAACAAGAAGGGAUUCUGAAAGAAAUCAACAAAGUCGUGUCGGCCAAAGAUUAUGAAUUCCAGUCCUUGAGCCAGAAGAUUGAAAUUUUGACUGAAAGCCUUCAGAAGCUGCAGGCAGAUAUACAAGUUGCAGAAGGCAAUGAGGACCACCAUCUCCAGAUUCUUAAAGAAGCAGAAAAUAUUCUUCAGAGCAAAAAGAGUGAACUGGAGAGGCUGAAGGAUCAAACGGCCACUCAGCAGGAGGAGCUGCGACAUCUGGACCAGCUUCUUGAUCAAAAGAAGGAAGAGCUACGCCUCCUCCAGGAGAGCAUUGUCCGGAGAAGUGCCGACCUCACCGAGGUGCUUAAGGAAGGGGAGGCCGAGGUGGCUGAAAAAUGGCAACAAAUAAAGGAGGUGAAGUCCUUUCUAGCUGACCUGAGUGUUCAGAAAGGAGAACUCAGCGCCCAGCUGAGUGAAAAGCGAUCCCAGCUUUCCCUUAUUACUCAGGGAAUCAGAAAAGAAAAUGAGAACCUGCAGGAUACUCUGGGGCUGAUCAUGAAGCAUAAGACAGAACUGAAGCACAUUCUGGAAACGUUGCAGCUCGAAAGCAGUGAACUAGAAGGCUUAAAACUCCAGCAUAACCAAAAGCUCAAUGAAUUACAAAAGAUGCACACUGAGAUUCUGGAGGGAAAACUGGAAUUGGAGAAUCUCCAGAGAGCAUCCCAACAGGAACGUGGUGAAAUGGAACUCCAGAGGCAACUUCUUGAGAGGAUGCAGCAAGACGUGAAACAGCUGAAUUCUCACCUCUGCACCUUGCAGAAAAGCAUCCAGGCACUGAAUAAACAGAAGCAGCAGCUGGAAGAAAACUGUGAGAGUUUGGAGCAGAAAUUGUCACAGACCGAAAGAGCUUUGGCUUCUGCAGAAGAAAGCAACACAGUUGCUCAAGCCGAAAGAGAAAAAAUGGACUCAGCUGCCCGAAAAUUACAGCUUGACAUUGACCAGCUACAAAAUCACAAAGCAUCUUUGUAUGGUGAUGUUGCAGACCUACAGAAGGAUCUCCAAGGAAAAAAGGAGGAACUGACUAGAUUGAAAACUGAGCUGAAUGAGGCCAGGCAUCAUCUUCAGCGGUUGGAACAGGAUCUGAAAAAUGCCACAAAGCAAAAAGAGGAGCUAUUUUGUGAACAGGCAGCCCUGAAAGACCGUAUUAGUGAAUAUUCAAAGAAGUGUGAAGAAUGCCAGGAAGCACAAAGCCAGAAGGAAAAGCAGCUACUGCAGCUUUGCCGGGAAAUUGAAGAGCAAGAGCUGGAGCAGACGAAACAAAAACUGUUGCUUCAGGACCUCCGAGAGAAGAUACAGCAAGAAGAAAGGAAAUGGGAAGACUGCACAGCCAAACUACAGGACCAGAAACAGCGAUUAGAAGAAGAGCUGGCAGAGCAACAGCGCCUCCUGGAGCAAACCGCCAUGAGAAUUCAGGGGGCAGAAGAACAGAUACGCAAGCUGCAAGAGGAGGAAUCCUGUUACUCCGUCCUUAAAGAAACCAUUAGCAAAACCAGACAUCAGGUCUCUGAGCAAGAAGUGAAGUUGCGAGAAAAAGCAGCUGAAGCGUGCUCCCUCCAACGGGAGCUAGAACUCUCGAAGGCCAGGGAGAACAUGCUUCAACAUAAGAUCCAAGCAGAAAGGAAAAAGGCAGAAAAGCACAUCGCAGGCCUGAAGGAAGCCAUUCAGACACAGAGGGCUCAGCUCGAGAGAGCUCUUCAUGAACAAAAGCAAGAAAACCAGUGUUUGCAGGAAGAAAUGGCAUCCGUAGAGCAAGUGGCACAGGACAACCACCAGCGAGCAAAGCAGCUGAUGAGGAACCUUGGCCAGAUCCAAGAGGAGUACCUGCAGCUCCAGUCACAGAUGAAGAGUCAGGAGGAUUUGGAGAAACGACAGAAGGAGAUGAAGGGCACAGUGAAGAUGCUCAAACUAGAAGUGAGAGACAAAAUGAGGACUUGCUUGAAGGAUCUGAGUCAGUCUCCUCCAGAAGCUAAUUCCGAAGCCAAGGGAAGAACUCAGAGUGACCUGGAAAGUCUGAAGGAAAACUACCCCUUCACAGAUAAGGAGUCGAGAAUGUUGUGCUUCGAUGAAAAACUGGACCUGUCCAAAGUGCACAUCAUGGAUGAACAGUGGCGGGGAAAAGCCCGCCGAGAGCAGCUCCAGCAUCGUGAGGACUGGCUCAAGGCCCAGCUUCGGCAGUGCAUGUCAAAGCAAGUGGAGGUGUUGAUUAAAGGAAAGCAGCAGACGGAGGGCACCCUCCAUAGCUUGAAGAGGCAAGUUGACGUGUUGGAUGAACUGGUCAGCAGUGCCUCUACCGACUCGCCGUUUCAGUCAUUAAACUCCUCAGGGUUCACAGCCUCUCUUCAUGAAGAGUCAAGCCUCGCAAAAUACAAGUCUGCUGGAUCACCUUCCAGGACAGCAGCGGCUAUUUCACCACAACCUCAGCCUGUUCUUCAGUACAAAGCAUAGACCCAAGUAAAACAGAGAAGCACAACUAGAAUGGUGGGGCCAGUGCCAAUAACCUGUAUUCUCAAGUACCUGAAAACAACUACCUCACCUGGUCACAAGCCCCUAUCCACAUUGCUCGAGACGAUUCCACUGUUCUCAGGUUCGUUCCCUACCUGUAUUUAGUUGGAUGUUCUUUUCUGUUAAGUAAGUUGAUAGAGUUUGAGUCUAACAUGGUGUUUGAAAUAAUCAAAGUCACAGCCGUGGAUAUUUGGUGCCUUAGUGGGGACACCUGCAAUUAUUUAUAUCUGGAUGACUGCUUUGGGUUUUUACAUUCCUUUUCAUCGGUUCAGCAAAAAUUUGUAUUCUGUUGGUUAAAAAAAAAGUAUUUUCUUAAUAAAAAAUUUUGCAAACCUGUUUGCACAUCAGCAUAACA